This is a messenger RNA of Triplophysa dalaica, 3811 nucleotides long. RefSeq names its product zinc finger DHHC-type palmitoyltransferase 8a (gene zdhhc8a). NCBI's taxonomy places the organism in Eukaryota, Metazoa, Chordata, Actinopteri, Cypriniformes, Nemacheilidae. The record is from RefSeq and is a predicted model, not a curated record. Gene Ontology annotation, biological process: protein palmitoylation. Gene Ontology annotation, molecular function: palmitoyltransferase activity. The transcript has 12 exons. The coding region runs from base 1510 to 3345 and encodes 611 amino acids.
GAUGUGAUGAAACACCCAGUUCAGUCUGUAAGAACUAUCAGAACGAGCGUCUGAACGGGUCUUUUAGUACGACACAGGAGAACUCGUCUGAACAUGAUGAUGAUGAUGAAAGCCAACGGUUUCCAGUCUGUGACCCGAUGCAGGAGUUUGAGAAGGUUUCUGUUCAAAACUCUCAUGAGAACACAGACAAGCCAUCUGAUGACCAACAUCCGACUGAAGAUGAUGAUCUGAGCUGUAGCUCUGAAGAUUAUUUCACAGCAGAUGAUGAUGACGUGGAUGAAGGGCGGCGUUCUCCGUCUCUGGUCAACAGCAGAAGACACGUGGAUGUGGACUCCUGUAGCUCCUCCAGUUCCUCCUUUAAAUCCACACACAGCGCUUUGAUCUGCUGACGCACACGGGGCGCUUUUUCAUACUGGGUGAUUCACCAAGCAAGCUUGAUAAUGAGGUUCUUGUUGCAUUGACUGAUGUGGAUGUUGACAGUCACUCAUAUCCCAACAUCUCCAAAUGGAAGAAGAAGGUUUUGUCUCACUCCUCAUCGCUGAGACAAAGUUGGCCAUUAGUUUCACGGGUGACCGGAGACGCCGUGAGUUCAUCAAGCCUCUCACCCGCUGCCUUCAGAAGCCCGAUUCACUUAAACCUCCAGCAGUUUAUCUUCAGUCCUCUCUCCCGCCUGUGAAUGAACUAAAAUGCUCUUUUACUUUACAAGCUCUUACUACAUAUUUAAAUAAUAAUUUUAUAAUGAUUGUAUUUUGCAAUGGUAUCUUAAUAGAAGAUUAUGUAUUGCUUUUAUUCUGAUUUAUCUUUGCACAACAGUUGUGUUGCUUUUAACAGGUGCUGCUUUGUUUGAAAUUGUCAAUGCAUUGGAUGUAAAAGAAAACAAUGUAUGAAUAUAUAAAACUUAACGAAAUGGAUUGAUAUUUCAUGUUUCAUUAUUUCAUAGAAGCCGUUGUUGUUUCCUCAGUCUGUUUUGUGUGAGGAUAAAGAAUGACUCGACAGAACUUUACAAUACUUACUGUGAACUAAACCACUUCAUGUGAUUCUGUAGAAACAUACAUUUCAGUUCUCUUCAAUGUCAAAGAUUAAAUGCUUCACUUGGCUCCGUUUCAGUUCUGUAAAUCAGGAUCACAGAUUGCAAACCUUGUUGAUAAAUGUUGAUAAAAAGUGAUGCAUGCAUAAGAACCUCAACAAUAACAAAUUAAUUUACUGCAAGUAAAUCACUAACUCAUAACAUUUGAUGGAUUUGAUUUGAUGAAACAGUUUUCUUUGUUUUGCACGCAACGAAAACGCUGACAUUUUCACGUGAAGUAUUUGAUGCCAAGCCCUGCUUGAGCCACGCCCAUUUGAGUCCUCUGGCCCCGCCCACCCGCGGAUCUCCCGAUAAAGUGAUGGCGCGCUGAGGUUUGACUCACUCGAGUUUUGUGGUUCAGUUUUUAUGGGUGUGAUGAUAAAUCUGGUGGUGUGUUUGACAGAAGGAGAGCGUCGUUGAUUGAUUGACAGGAGGUGAUCAGGAUGCGCGGGAGCGCGUACGUGCCCGUGUCCGCUGCUGUCGCGCUGUUCGUAUCGUCAUCAACUCUCUUCUUCACCUUCACGUGUCCCUGGCUCGCUCAACACGUGUGUCUCUCACUCCCGUCAUGUGUGGGAAUCCUCUUCCUCUUUGUUAUGGCGAACUUCACCAUGGCAACGUUGAUGGACGCCGGUGUGUUCCCGAGGGCCAAUGAAGAUGAAGAUAAGGACGAUGAUUUCCGCGCUCCGCUCUAUAAGAAUGUGGAGGUGAGGGGCGUUCAGGUGCGCAUGAAGUGGUGCUCCUCAUGUCACUUCUACAGACCACCCAGAUGCUCCCACUGCAGCGUCUGUGACCACUGUGUGGAGGACUUUGAUCAUCACUGUCCGUGGGUGAACAACUGCAUCGGCAGACGCAACUAUCGUUUCUUCCUGCUCUUCCUGCUGUCUCUCAGUCUUCACAUGCUGGGGGUUCUCUCUGGUGGUCUCCUGUAUGUUCUGGAUCAUCGGGAGGAUCUGUGGCAGCUGCAUGCGGCUGUGACACUGGCGGUGGUGAGCGUGUCGGCUUUAUUCUUCGUUCCUGUGGCGGGUCUGACGUGUUUUCACCUGGUGCUGGUGGCCAGAGGUCGCACGACCAAUGAGCAGGUGACUGGAAAGUUCCACGGUGGCGUCAAUCCGUUCACACGCGGCUGCUUCGGCAACGUUCAGUUUGUUCUCUUUAGUCCCGUCAGUCCCAGAUAUGCUGGAAAACUUCGGGAUGCAUUUCCGCUUCACAUGCAGCCGCCUUUACCACCACCAGAGUCCCAUGACCAGAGCCCUGACAACAGCGUCCGGAAAGAAAUCCUGACAUCUUUAGAAGGAAUUCCAGAUGUUCCAGACACCAGUCCGCCUCCUCUGCCUCUUAAACCCGAUCCGGUCCUGCUGAAGAAUAAUUUGGCUGCUCUGGAAGAGCGUUUGCUCCACUCCAGGGCUGUGAUGCCUUCAGGAAAUCCAACAGAUGCUCCUCAAACCUCAGAGUCACCUGGCGUGCCUGCGUUCUGUCAAUAUCCCAGAGAUCAGAUCGUGAAGAGAGAUUCCCCGCUGGUGAGUGAAGAACAUGACGAGCAUCAGAUCAUCUCAGCUCAGCGUCUGCAGUCAAACACACGCCUGAUAAACUCUCUGAACACGCGCUCGCUGAGUCUGAAACGUGACAGCCGUCAGAUGUGCAGCCAGCAGACAGAAGUGCUCAAUCUGACCUGCGGCUCUCUCAGCAGCCGAGUCAGUAGUCUGUCGUACGACAGUCUGCUCCGUCCGGCCGAUGUCAUCCAGCGAGGUCUGAUGUCUCCUCAGGAUGUGAAUCUGUCCAGAGGUGUGGUUGACAUGCGGAGUCCAGCGUUUCGUGAACCGUCGCCCGUUGGCUUCGACAGCCUCUCCAAACCAACCAUGAGCUCCAUCCAGGAGCGCGAUGAGAAAAGCUCUGUUGGAGCGGACGCGGUCAUCUAUGACACUCCCAGCAGACGUGGCGCGCAGACAGAUUUCCCAGGGUCGUGUCGUGGUCCCACCCCUCCGGCCUACGGCUCACGGGAGUUUCUCCUGAGCAGCGCCGCGUACGGUUACGGAAGCAGGUCACAUCUCUCUUCAGCAUCCUCGCUCGGCCACCGGACGGCCGUCUCGCCGCUGCACUUCAGCGGGUCUCUUCAGGGCCGAUCUCUCUCACCGUCGCUCUAUCACUCACUGGAGCGUCACUCACAUCUCCACACCUCCACAGCUGCGCUUCACACGUCUGUCUGCGGACCACACACAACUUUACCAUUCAUCACUACCACCCAGAUGAGAGACGGUCAAGAGACAAACACUGAGUCCUGAGAGAGAGAGAAUGUGUUUAGAGACCAGUGUACAUGUUACUCGUGACAUUCAGACGAUCUUCAACCUGUAAAGAUGACCUCAUUUAUUUUAUUCAUUCUUUCUCUGUUCUUAUGUAGAACUUUUUUUUGUAUUCAAAAGAAUAUUUUCUGGGCAUUUACUGUCUUCUUUGAUCUGUCAUUGAAAACCUUUCUUGAUGUAUAUGGGUAGUUGACAAUGUGAAAAUGUGUCCUGUGGUGUGAAAGGAAAAAAAACGAAAAUCUGUCUUAUGCUAUUUUGCAUUAUAAUAGUAAUAAUAUCAAAUUAAAUAUUAUUAACAAAUAAUUUUUGCAGUCCCAUCCCUGACACAUAUACUCUUAUUACAAUAAAUGCAUUAUAUUUGUCAUUCAUCUUUGUCCACACAUGUUUAAAUGAUAUUUCCCCCUCUAAUCCUUCUGUGGUUCAUGAUUAUUAUUUAAUAAAGUGGACU